This is a messenger RNA of Gambusia affinis (western mosquitofish), 1571 nucleotides long. RefSeq names its product GDNF-inducible zinc finger protein 1-like. The transcript has 2 exons. Gene Ontology annotation, molecular function: RNA polymerase II cis-regulatory region sequence-specific DNA binding; DNA-binding transcription factor activity, RNA polymerase II-specific. The record is from RefSeq and is a predicted model, not a curated record. The coding region runs from base 73 to 1131 and encodes 352 amino acids. NCBI's taxonomy places the organism in Eukaryota, Metazoa, Chordata, Actinopteri, Cyprinodontiformes, Poeciliidae. Gene Ontology annotation, biological process: regulation of transcription by RNA polymerase II.
AAUAGAAAAGAAGAACAAAGCUAAGCUAGAAAACUGCUGCAUUGUCCCAUUCCAGCUAAUAUUUCAGUAACAAUGUCUUCAGUUCAGCAUCUCAGAGAGUUUAUCAGAGAGAGACUAACUGCUGCUGCUCAAGAAAUCUUCACCGAGGUUGAAAAAACCAUCAUUUGCUACGAGGAAGAGCUCGAUGCUCAGCGCAGAAUGAUGGGGAUCAACUGGAAACCAGAAAUUAAGCUACACAGAAUCGGUUCGGAGCUGCAGAGACAAAGUUCUGACCUCCAAGAGCCAAGUGUCUCCAAUAAGGAGGAAAAUCCUGCCAUCCAACAAGUCUUUAGCCUGGCAAGUAGGUCCAGUUAUGACCAGAAAGAACAUCAGUGGACUGAAGACGGACAGAUGGAACCAGAACCAAAAUGGAUUAAAAAAGAAGAAGAGGAGGAACCAGAACCUACACUGCUCAAAUAUGAGCAAAUAGAAUAUCCACUAACAUAUGUGAGAAAAGAAGAGCUAGAUUCUUUGUUGCAUCAACAUGAACAGCAGCCACCAGAACAUUUACCAACUGGACAGAACCAGAAGAACCUCUGCAGCAAUCAGGAGGGAGAGCAGCUUGUCCAGAGGCAGUUUGUUGCUUUGAUUGAGACUUCUACUCUUCAGGAAGAUGAUAUGAAUGAAGAAGAGAGAAGAACAGAGCAGCUUUCCCUUCAUAUCUCUCCAGUGGUUGAGAGCAAAGAUCAGGAAGGAAGCAGCUCCUCUGUGUCAGAGAGUCAGGCUGGUACCAGUGCAAAGAAAAAAUCUUUCAAAUGUGACAUUUCUGGGAUACGUUACCCACAACAGUGUAAAUUAAAAAAACAUUACAGAACCCACACUGGUGAGAGACCUUUUUCAUGUGAAACAUGCGGGAAAAGUUUCUCUGUAAGUCAUGUUUUAAAUCGUCACAAGAUGAUUCAUACAGGUGAGAGGCCUUUUUUAUGCCAGUUAUGCGGAAAACGUUUCGGUCAAAUUAGUAUUUUAAAUCGUCAUAAGACAAUUCAUUCAAGUGAGAAGCCUUUUUCUUGUCAAACAUGUGGGAGAAGAUUCAGUCGAAAGGAUAAUUUGAACAUUCACAUGAAAACUCAUACAGCUCGGAGACUGCUUUGAAACCAAACUUAUAAAUUAUUGCUUUUGAAAUUUAUUACUUAUUCUCUUUAGAACCCACAUGGGUGAGAUGUGUUUUCCACAUAAAAUAUGGUGGGGAAAGUGUUCUUUUAUUAUAGUAAACUGAAUUUUCACAUAACACAAAAGUGACAAUUAGGCAUUUAACUUACACAGAUUCACUGUAAUAAAUAUUAAACAAUGUCUUGGAUUGUUUUCACUUUGCAAAAUACAUUAGAGCCUCACCUAUUAUUGGAUGCCGAAUAAUAGAUAUUUUUAAAUUGUAGAGCAUAUCUGUGAAAAAAAGAGAUACUUUUAGCUUUUUUAUAGAUAUUGGAAUAACUUUAUGUGAUUUAUAGCAUGUGUGUAAUUUUUACCUACUUGAUUUGUGGAUUUUAUUUUAUCUUUUUGUAUACUUUUUGUCUGGAAAUAAAAACAUUAAUUAA